Messenger RNA from Fusarium sp. VM40, 1515 nucleotides. NCBI's taxonomy places the organism in Eukaryota, Fungi, Ascomycota, Sordariomycetes, Hypocreales, Nectriaceae. The record is from the annotation of a GenBank genome assembly.
AUGGGCGCCACCGAGAGCAAGACUCCGCGCAGCGUGGCCACCAGGAGACGGCCUGGCCAAGCUGCAGCUGAUGCUGGAGUCGCUGACGCUUCGCGCGCUGGUCAGCCUUCGCGGGGUCUCAGACGGGCAAGGGGUGGUGACGGUCUCCGCGGCAGCUUCAGCCCAACAGGCGCCGGGAAGAUGACCCACCAACUGACUGAAAUUCCCUUCGAUGCUGAGGCUUUUCUGCUCGCCAAAGAGGCUCGCGCGAAACCUGCGGAUGCCGAAGCCAGUGAGACCGGCGAUGGUGACGACUUGGCUGAACUAGAGUACGAGGGUACUCGUCCAGAUGUCCCAACCGUUCACGCUCACCUCAAGGGCGUUGACAAGGCCUGUCGAAAUGGGGACUGGUCAAAGCCUCUGCAGCGCUUCUUGACCAGACUCCAAAUGGGCUCCAACAACCUCAGCGUCAUCUAUGACUCAGACGUCGCAAAUGUGGGCAUCGAGCCUCCCGAGAAGUCCGACUCUUGGGUCGACCAGAGCGAACCAGCCAAGUUCGCAGGCCAUGUCUACAGAUUCAUGGGACGUCAAUGCAGAUCUGCCUCUUCGGACAGGCACCUCUAUGUCCUCUACCACCCCGACCCGGAGUGGCAUGCCGACUUCUACGACCUUCUGCAGGACAAGCCGCUACCAAGCAACUUCCUCGGUCUUUCCGAUAACCUGGACGCCCUUGUCGCUUUUGUGAGGUUUGUUCGAAAGAGACUAGGAAAGCGUGCCAACACGGCCAUGUUCCAUCUUCUCAUCCCCACCUCCCGACCCAUCGCCAUCAGAGACGCCCUCGACUUUCCUGAUCUGGGUGAUCUUGCCAUUCACGGCGAGACUCACAACGGCAGCAACUACGUCUGGAUCAACCUGCCAAACUACGAGAACUACCCAGCAAACCUGCUGCUGAAGCACGUCGAAAACGCCAUCCGCGGGGACAGCGAGUGGAGGACAACGGCGACAGUCACCACAGCCCUCGGAGGCAUCUCAGCAUCACUAGCUGGCGCAGCCUUCACACUCAGAGUCAAGGGCGCACCAUUCCCGUCUCUCAAGACCUUUGGCAUCGGAGCAGUAGCCAGCACCAUCGCCGCAAGAGUCAGAGGCGCCGAAUACCUACCGCUAGCAGUUCUCGGCAUGGGCGGAGUUUGCACCAUGAUCGCUGCCCUGACCGUGAACAGAGGCCUGAGCAAGAGAGUGCCCAGAAUCGUCGGAGGCACCGACACGCCCAAGGAGCCCAAGCCCGAGCAGGAAAAGGAGGACUCGGCGACCAGUGAGCAGGAAGAGGCCAAGGAUGAAUCAAACAAGGAGGAAGACAUCAUGCCUGAGCCCAGGGAGGAGGAGGUUGUUAUACCUGAGGAGCCCUCCCGAACCAAGGACGAUUCAGACACUCAGUCCUUUGUGAGCAAAACCUCAACCUCUGGCAAGUCCUCGAGCAAGAAGCACCGCCGAAGCGAGCGGGGCGAGCGAAGUGAGCGCAAACGCAGUCACAAGUAG